Hydra vulgaris (swiftwater hydra) is the source of this 799-nucleotide messenger RNA. RefSeq names its product DNA replication complex GINS protein PSF2. Gene Ontology annotation, cellular component: GINS complex; nucleus. Gene Ontology annotation, biological process: DNA replication; double-strand break repair via break-induced replication. The record is from RefSeq and is a predicted model, not a curated record. NCBI's taxonomy places the organism in Eukaryota, Metazoa, Cnidaria, Hydrozoa, Anthoathecata, Hydridae.
AAGUAUUUAGUGUACAAUCUGUAAUAAAAUGAGAGAGCAAAAAACAAUGAAUUUGGCAGAAGUUGAAUUCCUUGCAGAACAUUCCAUGGUUUCAGUUCUUCCUAACUUUAAAGAAAAUAAAUUUAAUAUUUUAACAGGAGAUUUUGGUCCUUUUAAUCCUGGGCUUCCUGUUGAAGUUCCGAUAUGGAUGGCAAUUGAUUUAAAGCUUCGAAAUAAAUGCAGAAUAAAUCCUCCAGCAUGGUUAGAUGUUGAUAAGCUUCAAGAGUUUAAAGAAAAUGAAUCCAAUGAAUCAGUAUUUACUGAGCCUCCAUCAAAACAUUACAUGGAAAUAUCAUCAAUGCUGUUAAGAACAGCACCUGAAGAUAUUCCUAAAGCAGACGAAGUAAGAAGAUUAAUUAAAGAUAUAUGGGAUGUACGAAUGGCAAAAUUAAGGAAGUCAGUUGAUCAAAUGAUCUUAAGCCAAGAAACCCAUGCUGAAAUAAAUAAUUUGACAUGGAUGGAGAUGAGUCAAGUUCGCAACUUAUUACUUCCAGCUCUUAAUGAAAUGUUUAAUAUGAGGUGUUAUGUCGCUCAACUACCAGCCCCUGGUGGAGUUUAAAUAAUUCUUAAAAUAACUAUAUACCAUACCAACUAUAUCCAACAUUUCCUAAAAACUCUUAUUAAUAUGGCAUAAAAGUAGUGUCUGAUGUGAAGACAACAAUUUGUUCGCUAUAUUUGCUCCUAUACUUUUUGUAAAUUUACAGGUUUUUAAUUUAAAGUGUUAUAAUAAAGUUGUUGAUAAAAUUUCAAGUAAAAAUAA